Messenger RNA from Penicilliopsis zonata CBS 506.65, 4759 nucleotides. RefSeq lists its product as hypothetical. Lineage: Eukaryota; Fungi; Ascomycota; Eurotiomycetes; Eurotiales; Aspergillaceae. The record is from RefSeq and is a predicted model, not a curated record. The coding region runs from base 348 to 4547 and encodes 1399 amino acids. The transcript has 2 exons.
GCACCUCUCCUUCUUCAUCCUCUCCGUCCAUCCCCACGGCGCCUCCUGUCCUCCUGCGCCCGCCCUGCCGCGCCCCUGGUUGCUGCCUGUCUUUUAUCUGGCCCCCAGGCUCAAUUGUUGCUUCAAUAUUCAUCGUUGCAACCAUCCGUGGGUUCCGCCGUGGGUCGUUUUUCUUGUGUGCUUGAUUCUCGCGAAUUUUUGAAGACAGUCCGGAGUCGAUUUGAUACCAGAGACCAAUCAAUUUGGUUUUUUUUUUGUUCUAAAAAGAAAAGGAAGAGUCCUCGUUAUAUAUUGUCCGCCUGCCUAGAGGCCGAACGGCCUCGCACCACCACGGCGGUCCGUCAGCCAUGUUUCGUCGUCGGCGGAGCUCGUCGCAUCAUCAGCCCCUGAGUACCGCCUCCUCGCAGUCCGCCCAGUCCGCUGCCACCCAUGCCUUCCUUAAAUCCCAACCGUCGACGACGAGCCUCUCGUCUGCGGCCGCGGCCGCCGCCCUGCGGAGUCUCACGCCGACUCCAACUCCGGUCGACCAGGUACAGACCAAACGCAUGCAGCGCCGUUCCUCCGUCUCUGCCCACCCCAACCCGGCUGCCGCGGGGAGCCGUCCUGGCAGUGCUCGUGCCCUGCGUCGCUCCAGCAGCUCCGGCUCCAUGACCUCCAGGACUUUUCGAGACCAGUCGCCUCGGCGGCCCGCCACCAGUGGAGGGCCGGUCGAGGUGCCGCCGCCCCUGCCGGCCAUGCCCCAGGCGUUUUCCGCCCGCAAAGAAGCCCCUCGACGUUCCGUGAGCAUGGAUCCCUCGAUGCGCAUGAAUCCUGCCGCCGCCAUCAAGACCAGGCAGUCGGGGCGGGGUGUUAGUGUCGAUCGAGAAGCCAAGGCGAUCUCGGCUAAACCGCCGCCGCACCGCACAGUGCCCAUGGGUACUCUGCCGGAGGUCGAGCGUUCGGCGAGCAGGAACUCGAUCAAUUUUUCCUACCCGAUCAAUGCGCGGAAUAGCUCGCCUCGCCAAUCGCCCGUCCUCUCGAAUUAUCCGAAUCCAACAACUGCCACCGCCGACCAUGAGGAUCGAGCAUCUCCCGUUAACGGGCUGUCGUCGGCAGAGGUGGGAUUUGUCCAGGAAUCAGUCAUCCAGGCGUCUAACCGGCCCGUUCGGAAGAGAUCGAAGCUCCUGGCCCCCGGCAGCGUGGAAGGAUCCCAUCUCGCGGCAACAUCGGCGGGUGUACAGCCCACAGAAACGGCGGUCGCUGCCGCCCAGGCCGCGAGCGUUAACGGCAACGGCAACAAGAGACCCGAGCCGAGAUACGAUGCAUACACCCGCGUCGCUUCACCUGCAGGAAGCUCCGACCACACCGACUCUCUCCCUUCAUCACCGUCGUCGCAGAAGGCACAAUCUGACCCGGGUGUCCGUUGGGACCCGCCCACGCGUCCCCCUUUUAAGAAGCGCCCGUCGACCGUGCCGGAGGAAAAGGAAGAAGAGCAGCGGGCGGAGGCUGCCGAGACCGGAGAUGAAUCUAUUGUUCAUCGAAGUGGUGGCAAUGUCGCCAAUGGAUUGUUCACCGGUCCGCAACAGGCCAGACUGGCCGAGGAGCAUCAGGUCUCAUCGGCCGCGAGCUCUCUGCAGAGCUCACCGAUCGGGGAACGGGCGGUCGGCUUACAUUCACUGGGCGAGUCACGACCCAUCAGCCCGACGGUUGCAUCUCGCAUGGCGGAACUCCACCCGGAGAGUUCGCAGGUCCCUGCCCGCCAGUCGAGUAGUCCCGGGCGAUCGGCGAGAUUUGCCAAUCGCCUGUCAGUCACCGGAGCGGGUGAUGUGCUGCACGAACCGCCCCCCCGAUCGGUCUCGCCGGCCAAAUCUGCGUUGAAACAUCCUCAAAAAGACUCGUUGUCCCCAGACAGACGACCCGGCAUCACGGUCCGUGUCGGGCAGACCCCCAGUGAGAUUUCCGAUGCUACCUCCAUUGCAUCCGAUGAAGGUUCCCGGUUGGGUUCUCGGAAGAAGCAUGCCAAGGUGAGCUUCGACGAUGAGGCCGAGGUCGUCGGCGUGGCGGCAAGCCCUCCCACGUCGCCCGAGGAUAUCACCCCGGACUCGUCGCCACCGGGCAAGACCAAGUCCAAGGCGCAUUGGUUUAGUAUGGGCCGCAAGAAACCCCAAGGUGGCCUAGACCUCGCCGACGGAGACGAGUUUGGCGACGUUCUCCGGCCCCGUCCCGCCCUCCCAUCCUUUGGCAGUAUCCGUGGAGCAACGAGAGACCUGAACCAGGUUCUCACAGAAGAUCCUAUGAGUGAUGAUGACGAAUCAAUCGCUUCCUCCACCCACGCGGAGACGAGAGCUCUGCCUCUCUCCAGUGAUCACGCGAUUGGUGGUAUUCUCGUUAAUGCCCGUCCAGCAGCUGACGCGGUCCCCGAGCAUCAUGCUCCUGACAAGCUCUCCGAUACUAACACUACUACUACUACUACGACUGUUAAACCUUUUGUGGAUGUGACAGGCGUGCCUGCAGUGGAGAUUGAAGAUGCAUCUCCAGUCUCGUGGCCCGGCGAUGAUGACCGCCAUAUACCCGCGCCCACUGACGCGGAAACCGAUAAAAUUGUCAGAUCAAAUUUACCUAUACCCAUUAUUGCAGUGCAACCGGCUUCUCCAGAGUUGGAGAAGGAGAGGUCAAGCCUUGAGCUCUACCGGGUACCUGGAGGUUUCCCAAGAUCAUCAACCCAUGAGACGCUUGUCAAGGCCACCGCACCUAAUAAUCAGCCAGCGGAGAAAGAGGCUCCUCCGCCCGAGGCACCUUUGGAGAAUCAUACAAUCGACAUUGAAGAUGAUGAUGACUCAAGUAUUUACAGUGAUGCCGCAGAAGAUCUGCUCGACAUUGAGGGCGAUGGCUUCGGAUCAAUCAACGCCGUUGUCGAGAGCCCAGAAGAGCUGCAGCCAAUGGGAUUGGCUCUGACUACUACUUCUGCUGCUCCGCCCUCUCCUCCCACAGCAUCAGUUCUCACGCGAGCUGAACCUGCGUCGCCAGUUUCUGACGAGAGAGUUUCUCCAGUGCGCGCCCAAGCCAAUGCUAGAAAUACCAACAAGGCGCCAUCACAGUCUACCCGGCUGUCAAUGGUCGUGGCUCCCGAUCCGCCAUCAUCGAAGAACGACACGGACGCCCUGCCGUUCGUUUCACCGUACCCUCCAUUUCCCCUGGCCGGCAAAAAUAACGCAGGAGAACCAUCACGUUCUAAUGGAAAUGGGAAAAAGACCAAGCGACCGAUGUCCGUGGAUGCUUACGGGAGUACUACUACUACUACUACUACUACUACUACUCGACUGCGCGACGCAGGACCUAUCUCGGAUGGUCGGACCAACGGUAACAUGACAUCUCGCGCCGCGCCCACCGCUGCGCCGGAACGACGUAGCAGUCAGAGACCCGUGUCUAUGGGUCCGGGCUUGCAGAUCAACGGACGGCCCAACGGUCAACCACGGAGGACGAUGUCGAAUGGAAGCGACUCGUCGAGUAGUUUCAAACGAUCUCCUUUACCACCGUCGAGGGCGCCGGAGAAGAAGAUGUCCAUGAGACGGACGAUGCGCGACGGCAGUCCCCGGGUGCAGUCUCCCACGGCGCGCCCGAUGUCGCCGAACGAGCGGAAGCCCUUUUCAUCCGCUGUAACAACGGGGUCGAUGCGCACUACGAUGCGACGAGGCGGCGAGAAGCCAGCUGCCUCCUCCUCCUCCAAGGCCAACAACGCCAAUACCUCAUCGCGAUUGACAAAGGCCUCUGCAAUCCGCUUUGGGUCCCGGUUUGAUGACUCGGACGACGAAGGGCACGCGCCGCGGACGUUCCGCAGUCGGUUUGCGGACUCAAGCGAUGACGAAGACGAUCAACCGUCGGUCACGAGGAGUAGGCACCUGCGGCCUGUCCGUGGAAUCCCGCGGCAGAAUGGCGCGCAUGACGGGGACUCGACGGAACUGGAAGACAGCUCGGAUGAUGAUGAUGAUGAUGAUGAUGAUGUCGGAAAAAGGCCCGCUGCGGCCUCCGCUUCGAUCUCCGCUCCCCGCCCGGGCCUGAAGCGCGAGAGACUGUCGGAUCCAUCUGGACUGGCCGCUGUGGCGCGGUCGCGGGGUGUGACUCGCGAGGAACUGCAGGACCUGAUGCGGCAGCCGAGUCGGAAAUCCGGUCUUCUGAGCCGGUUCGGACGAUCGAAGAAGCCGUCGAUGUCGGCGAAGAACGCCAAGUCCGGCGAAGAGUUUACGCCUCAUUACGUCGCGACGGUGACUAGCAACAUGCCGGUCGAGUCGCCCAGCUCGUCGCCUCGACUGCAGAAACGGAUGUCCAAGAAGCCCCCGCCGCCGCAGCCCAAGUCGACCCCGACCCCAACAACGACUUCGAACAACUCCUCCUGGCCGCUGCGCGGAGAGUCCGACCGGCCUCGCACGGCGGACGGGGCGGGACCCAGAGUCCUGUCGCAGAGUCCUGUUCCGUGGGAAUCACAGGUGGCCACGUCGGACGUGAUGAUCACCGGGUCCGGGCGGAAGAAGCGGUUUCCAUCUCUGCGGAGAGUGUUUGGAUUGCGAUGACUAUCCGUGCAUGGAGACUCAUAUUUCGUACUUUGAUGAUUGGCCAUUUGACUUUUGACCUUCUCUGACAUAUUACUUUGAUCUUAUUGACUUUUUGACGAUUCAUGUACAAGAUACAAUAAGACUGAGGACAGUCUUGUUUUGAUACCCGAUAUAAUUAUUACUAUUAUUAUUACUAUUACUAUUAUUAUUAUUAUUAUUCAAUAUUUUCA